UGAACCUGUAGGGAAUAACACAGAGCGAGCUAGAAUACAAAAUCAGAUCUGCGGCCAACCUGGAAGAGCUUCUUCGUAUAACUCACCCCAGAGAGCUGAAACUGUGGAGGUGUCGGUCGAAGCUUAAAUCCUACAUUAGCACUGACGCGAGAUCUGGGCCUCAUCGCUCCACCCGAUUUGCUGCAGCCUUCUAUGAUAUUGAAAUACUAAAAGUUAUUGAUGAAGAGUGGCAGAAGACACAGUGCAUACCCCGAGAAACCUGCGUUGAUGUUGCAAAGGAUCUUGGCACUGCCACUAACACGUUCUUUAAACCGCCCUGCGUCUCCGUGUUCAGAUGUGGAGGCUGCUGUAAUGAAGAGGGGGUUUCCUGCCUAAAUACAAGCACAUCCUAUGUACUCAAAUCGGUUUUUCAAAUUUCUGUCCCACUAACACAAGCACCUGAACCUGUAACUAUCAAAGUUGCCAAUCACACAAGCUGUAAAUGUUCACCGGUUGGUCCUCGACAUCCGCCCACCAUAAUACGUAGAUCAAUUCCAUAUCCGGAAUAUGGGUAA
Molecule: messenger RNA, 554 nt
Organism: Staurois parvus
Lineage: Eukaryota; Metazoa; Chordata; Amphibia; Anura; Ranidae
Source: the annotation of a GenBank genome assembly